GUGGGUGUGUUUCUGUUAAUGUGACAGGCCCUCAUACGUUCUCUGUCUUGACAAUAAUAUGCCAAGGCGAAAACUACAUACGCAGGUGGCCUCGGGUUCUUCCCAGGCGGUCAUCAGUAAAUUCUUCAAGCCUCAAGGGAGAAAGCCCGUCGGUUCAGCGGUGACCCCUGUAGCCAACUCCCAUAAGCAUCGUGAAAUUAAAACGAAACAAGAUGAAUCCUCUGAUGCUGAAGAGCCAUGUAAGAAGAGAGUCAAGGGUCACCACGAGAAUGCAGACGAAUGCUGUUCCACUUCCAUAAAACACAUUGACCAGAAAAAAAUAGAAAAGCCGAUUAUUUCUUUGCACACCCUGGACAGAUUGAGGAAGUUUUGCAGUGAGACUGAAAAAUCAUGCAGUGAUGAACAUCUGCACAAGAAAAUACCUGAAAUCCUGGUACCUUGGCCUGGUUUUAAAGAUGCACCUAUCAAGCUCGAAAAUACAGACGGAGGCUCACAUUUUAGUGUUGGGGAGGAUCCAUCAAGAUUUGAGCAAUUCUCUUCAUCAAAGCUGCUUGAAAAUGCAACAGAGUCUGUAGAUGGGAAAAUGUUGAACCGAAGAACAAAGAACAUCUUUACUCCACUUGAAGAACAAUUUAUGGAGAUCAAGGAGCAGUAUAAGGAUGCCAUAUUAUGUGUGGAAUGUGGUUACAAAUACAGGUUCUUUGGAGAGGAUGCGGAGAUUGCAGCCCGGGAACUUAAUAUUUACUGUCACCCAAACCAUAACUUUAUGACUGCAAGUAUUCCAGCACAUCGCCUGUUUGUUCAUGUUAGACGACUGGUUGCGAAAGGUUAUAAAGUUGGAGUUGUAAAACAAAUGGAAACUGCAGCAUUGAAAUCGGUUGGUGACAACAAAAGUUCGCUGUUUAGCAGGCAGCUGACUGCAUUGUACACAAAGUCAACACUUAUUGGGGAAGAUGUCAAUCCUUUGAUAAAUAUAGAUGACUCACUAGAUGUUGAAUCUGUAAUCACAGACGUCCCAAGCAGCUAUCUUGUGUGCAUCUUUGAAAAUAUUAAUGCAGCUAAAAAUAAGAAGUCUGAGGACACCGUCUUCGGCUUGGUGGCAGUACAACCUUCUACAGGUGAGGUAUUAUUUGAUACCUUUCAUGACUCCAAAUCCCGUUUUGAGCUAGAGACGAGACUAUUGUGUUUGCAGCCAGUGGAAAUCCUCCUACCAUCUGAAAUUUCUAACAACACUGAAAGGCUGAUUGACAACAUAACCUCAUCCUGGUUAGUUAGUUAUUUUAUUUAUAUAUUCAUUUAUUUUUUUUGCAAAAAAUUUGCCAGGGUCUGCUGCAACCCACCGCCCAGCAAGAGGGAAACAUAUCACAACUCUGCAAAACCGGCCCCAAAGGGACAGAGGGGGUUAAUGAAAGUAGAUAAAUUCUUCCACAAACUCUCAUCCACACCAGCAGAGAUGUCACACAGGACAAAAAACACAGACAAUAAAAAACAUCCAAAAAAUCCUACAGAGACUCAUCCUGACGUCCUUGAUCCAAUGGACCAGAUGGACCCACCAGGACUAGAUCAUAAAUCCCUAUUGCACGAAUUGAAAUCAUUUUUUCUUCCAAAAAUGGACUCCCUGCAGGCGGGAGUAGACACAUUAACUUGUGAGGUGCGCCAGUUUGCAUCCAGAAUUACAGCAGCAGAAACACGAAUCUCAGAUGUGGAGGACAGGCAAGUGUCAGCAGACAUCACCAUCAAACAGCUGGUAAAGAAAUCAGAAUUGCUACAAGACCGUAUCGAUGACCUGGAAAACAGGAGCCGCCGCAAUAAUCUGCGCAUAGUAGGCAUUCCAGAAUCCGUCAAAGGCAAGAACCUGCUGGAGUUUGUGGCGCUCACCUUUCCCAAACUCCUAGGCAUACACCCUGAUAUACUGCCCAUAGACGUCGAAAGGGCCCACCGCAUAGGUCCGGAAAGAGGCCUAGAGCAAAACAAUCCCAGACCACGACAGGUCAUAUUUAGAUGCCUGAACUACCAGGAGAAACUCAAAAUUCUACGAGCCUAUCGGGCUCGAAAAGAGGUACUGCAUGAAGGCUCUAAACUUCUACUCUUCCAGGACUUCUCCAUGGAGGUCACAAAGCAAAGAAAGGAAUUUGCACCACUAUGUUCUCGGCUUCACGAACCAGGGAGACAAGUGGCCCUGCUGUUUCCGGCAAAGCUGAGACUACAAACACCUCAUGGACCCAAGUUUUUCCAUACUCCUCAGGCCCUGAAGAGCUACUUAGCUACAGAACAGGAUCAGCAUCCAGAAGUAUACUCGACUGACAAAUUAGUUCACUUGACAAUUCACGCUAGAGAGAAUGGGGAACAGAGAGAUGAAAGACAUCUGAGUAAUAGAAAGACGCACGUGAUAACGUGGAACGUGGGGGGCCUUAAUACACCCAUCAAACGUAAGGCAGCCCUUAAUCAUCUUAGAAAAUUAGGAGCAGACAUUGCAAUGUUACAAGAGACGCAUCUCACAGAUGUAGAACAUCAAAAGCUACAGAGAGAAUGGGUAAAGCAAGUAGUUUUCCGAUCACACACCAGCACCAGUCGGGGCUUAGCCAUAGUGUUUGGGAAGAGAGUGACAGUUGAUGUGAAGAAUGUACAUCCAGAUCCCAACUGCAGAUACAUCAUAGUUGAAGCAACAAUAGACUCCACAGACUACACAUUCUGUAACUUAUAUGCACCUAAUCACAGAGACAUGAAGUUCUGGCAAGACCUGAUAAAGUCCUUAGCCCCUUAUAUGGGAUCCAAAUUGAUAAUAGGAGGGGACUUUAAUAUCUCCCCCACGCAUACAUUGGAUAGGCUUUGGCUGGAAACAUUUAGACUCAGAGACCCCAAAAAGAAUUAUAAAGCCAAAUACGAAUCUAAGAUAUUUAAUAUGUUCUAUAGGGACACUAACACCUGUGACAUAUGGAGGCUACAUAACCCAGAAGGCAAGGAAUACACAUGUCUGUCUAAAGCCAAACAUACACUUUCCAGGAUAGACCUGUUUCUAAUAGCCAAUAACCUAUCCAACGAAAUACAGAGUUGUAGAAUACAUGAUAUAUUAAUCUCAGAUCACGCCCCGGUAGAACUAAUGUUGAGAACAAUCAAACAUCACACUAACAGGAACACACUUCGUUUCCCCACAUACUUAGUCAAAUCAGAAUCGUUCGUUAAAUUUUUACAACACUCUUGGACAGAUUAUGUCACAGACAAUGCAAUACAUGUAGACAACCCUACACUCUUCUGGGAAGCAGCCAAAACAGUGCUGGCAGGCAACAUAAUCUCAUACGUUGCAAAAGUAAAACACAAAACCCAAUACAGACAUAGGACCUUGCAGGAACGGCUAGGACAAGCCUACCUCCAAUUCCUUCAGACAGGGUCGAGAACAACAUAUGACAACUACAUAGUAGCUAAAACAGAUCUAGAAACAUUUACAACUCAGCAAGCAGCGGCAGGACUGUUGAAAACAGCGGGUAGACUAUAUAGAUUUGGAAGCCGGGCGGGUAAACUGUUAGCGACUCUGACCAAACCACACACAGUAAAGACUGGAGUAUCCGCCUUACGCUGGAAAGACAAGACAUAUAACGACCCCGAAGACAUAGUUAGGUGUUUCAAAACAUACUACACGCACCUCUACACCAAGCAACCACCGGCACCAAAAGAGACAAUAACUCAAUUUUGGAGUUCAGUAGAGUUACCCCAAAUUAGUUCAGAUCAAAAAGAUGCAUUAAACGCCACGAUCACGCAGGAUGAAUUAUCCACCACCAUCAAAAGUCUUCCCAUAGGCAAGACGCCAGGCCCAGAUGGGCUCCCAUCCGAGUUCUACAAAGUCCUGCAGCCGCAAUUAUCCGCGACACUCAUCAAAGUAUUCAACACUUUGAUGUUAACAGAAACACAACCCUCUAAGGAGUUCACAGCAGCUCACAUCACAUUGAUCCCCAAACCCGGCAAAGAUCACUCGCUUCCAGAGUCUUUCAGACCGAUAUCGCUCCUAAACGUGGACUAUAAGCUGUUCACUAAAAUCAUGGCAAAUAGGCUGCGGACGAUCCUGCCGGAUCUGAUCCACCCAGAUCAAACGGGCUUUGUGUUCAAGCGCACCACCGCUCAUCCUGGUAUGACUGCUGUGUGUAGGCUCAAAGGUGGCUUCUCUGUGGUUAACGCACGUGUUGGUUCUCAAAGACUGUCACAGAUUCUGAAGUUAAACAAAGCUGUGAUUUCUUCUCUUGCUGCCAUCAUUAAAUAUCUUAAGGAGUUUAAUCUGGAAAAAACACUUUAUGAUCCUAGAAAUUUUUCCCCAAUGAGCAGUAUGAACAAAUACCUGAAGAUGAACGGGACAACACUGAAGAAUCUGGAAAUCUUACAAAAUCAAACUGAUCUGAAGACAAAAGGCAGCUUGAUGUGGGCAAUGGAUUACACAAAAACAUCCUUUGGGAGGAGGAAAUUGAAACAGUGGGUAACACAACCACUGGUUAUUCCAAGUGAGAUCAGUGCUCGACUUGAUGCUGUUUCAGAGAUCCUUCUAUCAGAGUCCAACAUUUUUAAUCAGAUUCGUAAUUCUAUAUCCAAACUGCCGGAUUUGGAGAGGGGAAUUUGCAGUAUUUAUCACAAAAAGUGUUCCCCCCAGGAGUUCUUCUUGAUAGCCAGCACCUUGUGCUACCUGGGCAGUCAUAUUGAUGCAUUGGUACCUGCGAUUAAAGAGCAAAUAAAAUCCACUUUUCUGCAGAAGGUUUUUAUUGAAAUGCCACAGAUGCUCAAUCCACUAAAUACAUUUGUAACGGUACUAAAUGAAGAAGCUGCAAAGGCUGGAAAUAAAACAGAGUUGUUCAAGGAUCUUAAAAACUUUCCUAAAAUAAGUCAAAGGAAAAUGGAAAUACAAGAGGUGUUUUCGCGAAUGCAUAGGCAUUUAGAAGAUGUACGCAAAAUGUUGAAGAAUCAGUGUGCAUCAUUCACUUCUGUAUCAGGACAAGAGUUCUUAAUAGAAGUGAAAAAUUCCAUGAUCUCUUCUGUACCACCCGACUGGAUUAAAAUCAGUAGUACAAAAGCUGUCAGCCGUUUCCACUCUCCUUUUAUUGUCGAGAAUUACAGACAUCUGAAUCUGCUUCGAGAGCAGUUAGUCCUUGACUGCAAUACUGAAUGGCUACAUUUUCUUGAUAAAUUUGGAGAGCAUUACCAUUCACUGUGUAAGGCUGUUAAUCAUUUAGCAACUGCUGACUGCCUUUUCUCAUUGGCUGAAGUGGCAAAACAAGGGGAUUACUGCAGGCCAACGGUUCAUGACUGUGGAACUGAAAUAGUUAUCAAAAAUGGCCGACAUCCUGUGAUUGACAUGUUGCUGGAAGAGCAAAAUCAAUACGUGCCAAACAGCACCAACCUUAAAGCAGAUUUGGAAAGAGUAAUGAUAAUUACUGGCCCCAACAUGGGUGGCAAGAGCUCCUACAUUAAGCAGGUUGCCCUUAUCACAAUUAUGGCACAAAUUGGCUCAUUUGUUCCUGCAGAAGAGGCAACUAUUGGUGUUGUUGAUGGCAUUUUUACAAGAAUGGGAGCUGCAGACAAUAUAUAUAAAGGCAGAAGUACUUUCAUGGAAGAACUAACUGAAACUGCUGAGAUUUUAAAGAACGCAACACCCCAAUCUCUUGUAAUACUGGAUGAGCUGGGGAGAGGCACCAGUACACAUGAUGGUAUAGCUAUUGCCUAUGCAACUCUUGAAUACUUCAUAAAGGAUGUCACAUCAUUAACUCUGUUUGUCACACAUUAUCCUCCAUUGUGUGAACUGGAAAAGAUCUAUGCAAAGAAUGUUGGAAACUACCAUAUGGCUUUUUUUCUUGAAGAAGAUGAAAACAAAGAAAAUGAUUCCGAUAAUGAGCAGCAUCCUGAAUGCAUUACAUUUUUGUACCAGAUAACCAGAGGUAUUGCUGCAAGGAGCUAUGGACUCAACGUUGCUAAGCUGGCCGAUAUCCCAGAUGAAGUUUUAAACAAAGCUGCUCAAAAAUCAAAAGAGCUGGAGGCAUUAGUGGAUAUGAAAAGAACGAAGAUGAAGGCAUUUCAAAAGGCCUGGGAUGUGUCUGGUGCCUCACGACUACAGGGGUGGUUGGAGCACAUAGAAUGAAACCGUUUACAUGUAGUGCACCUCUAACUUCGUUUUGAAUACACUGGUAGUGAUAUAAUAACUGUAAUUGUGUUUGAUAUUCUAGUUCAUUACCUUACUACACUGUCAAUUUCUUUUGCCCUAUUUUUUUAUAGAAUUUCCUAACAUGCACUUAAUGUCAUUUACAAAUGUAGGAAACCUUUAUAUUUGUAGAAGAGCACUUUACUGUCCAACGAGAAUUAAAGAGUGGAGAAAAUGUAUAACAGUAGAGAAUAUGGAGUUCUGUGACUGCAAGUUUUUCCUCCAUAUUCACACAGUAAAUUAAAGAUACAGUAUAUAUUUUAACAUCCUCUACAUUGUGUAAUGCAUUGGGAUAUUGCUUUGGACUAUAGCAUGUUUGUUAUAUCAGUAUCUCUGCAGCCAGCUGCCAAUAUUUUUAUAUGAUGCUUUGCAAAAUACUUCUGAUGUCCCCAGUACCAUAUGGAAAUACAUGAAUUCCUGCAAACUGCUGCAUGAUUAAGUCGAUCCCUGUAGAUAUUACACACAGACAAGUCCCCUGAAACUGUUCCCGAGAUCAGUAAGUGCUGGGCCAAGAUUUGAGGAAUUCGUCUUCUACAGUAUUUCAGAGUCUGCAUGAUAAUAGCGGAAAUAGGACACUAUCUAUUAUACGGUAGUUUAAGGUUCUAAAUAAAUUUUUAAGAAUGUGCUACAGGUUAUUUCAUAUAGUCUGUAUAUAUUAAUAAUGUCUGCAAUUGGUACUAAGCCAUGAUUUAUGGAAUCUGUCGUAUACAGUAUUUCAAAGGCUACAUGAAAAUAGUAGCUGAAACAGGACACAUAAAUUAUUAAGAGUGUGUUACAGGUUAUUUUUUUUAUUCUGUGUGCAGUGAUAAUGUCUGCUAUUGGAUUUAAAGGGACAGUAAACUCUGGGAAUAAUGUUACAUGAUUCUGGACAUAGUGCAGAGUAAUGAUGUAUCUUGACAAUAGCCCUUUGUUUGAUUUAUAUUAUUUUAAAAGUCUUGUCACCUAAAUGGAUACUAACCUCCAGCGCAAAAUCGUCCUCUUCUACGAGGCUGUUUUUUUGGGGGGUUUUAAAAAGCGUGUCACUGGCACCCACUCUCUCCACAGAGAGCUCUGUGGCGCCAUUGGACUACAAGUAGCUGUUAGUUGCUUUAUCUAGUGCAGGAGCACGCUACAUGUAGCGCAAUGGCGCCAAAAAGCUUUCUGUGAUUAGAGAUGGAGUCUUUGAAAAAAUAGUCGCGCAGAAAAGGAUGGCUUUGCGCUUUUACAUUUAGGUGACAAGUUAUUCCCAACGUUUACUGUCCCUUAAGGCAAACAUCAAGUUUUACGAUAUGAUGUGAAAGGGUGCAAUCUUGUCUUAAUGUUUUUGAAUUACUUAGGCCUGUUGAAUUAUCAUUUUUACCACUUAAACAUUUGUUUUUAAUUGUAUAUGUACAUGGGCUGUGUUUUAUUGUUGUAACCCAGCUAGUAAAGGAAAAAUAUUCAAUUCCAAUUGUUAACAUGAACAUUUUCUAAAUAUCUUUCAUUUUGAAAACUUGUUAAUUUAUAAUGGAAAUGGUGCUCCUUAAUGCUAUAUGAUUGUGCUUUUUUAGUGUGUUACUAAUUAAUUCUCAGCACCUGCAUUUAACACUGUGUGCAGUUCACUGACACAGCCGCUGCUGUGUGUAAUUACGUUUCCAUGCAGGGAAAAUUACAGCCUGGUACUGAGAUGUAGAGAAUUUCUGUGUAACUAUAUUCCUCUGUAUAAAACAGCAUGCACAUUUGCAUAACAUUACAUAAUACGUUUUAAUUUGUAUGUCUCUCAGCAGUAUAUAGUGAAAAUACAACCAUUUUGUAAACAAAAGUUUAUUGUAAUUGGAUUUUUAAAUCUUCUAUAGAUAAUAGUGUUGAAACAACAAAAUGAGAAGUAAAAGGAAAUUAUGUGUUUGA
Bombina bombina (fire-bellied toad) is the source of this 8038-nucleotide messenger RNA. RefSeq names its product mutS homolog 3 (gene MSH3). Gene Ontology annotation, biological process: mismatch repair; mitotic recombination; somatic recombination of immunoglobulin gene segments. Gene Ontology annotation, cellular component: nucleus. The coding region runs from base 59 to 6112 and encodes 2017 amino acids. Lineage: Eukaryota; Metazoa; Chordata; Amphibia; Anura; Bombinatoridae. The transcript is spliced from 27 exons. Gene Ontology annotation, molecular function: mismatched DNA binding; ATP-dependent DNA damage sensor activity; ATP binding. The record is from RefSeq and is a predicted model, not a curated record.